Molecule: messenger RNA, 1113 nt
Organism: Vitrella brassicaformis
Lineage: Eukaryota; Vitrellaceae
Source: the annotation of a GenBank genome assembly
CCCCCACACACGACACACACGAAUACUCUACACACACGGCACCAACCACACUACCAAGGCAAGCGAAAUGCAGCCACGUAGAUAGCAAUAGAGAGAUCUCAUACGGCCAAAAUGCACCAACCCACCCACCGCCCACUUGCCCAACUCCGACACAUCCCAUCAGAGAGAGAAAGGCGACUUGCCGGGGAAGACCAGCGACUGCACCAUCAGGCCAAUGAUGGCAAUCAUGGCGAGUCGGCCGUUCUUGACCUCCUUCAGCCGCAGGUCGUCCAUCUGCGCCUGGCUCUUGCCCUUGCUGAAGUUGAGCGGGUCGAAGCCGUAGUUGCCGAUCUCGUUGUUGACGUAGUUGCCCCCGAAGUCCUUGUCCAGGUUGGCCAGCUCAACCAUUCCACAUGCGGCAAUGAUCUGCAGGUGCACCGCCAGAGGGUUCUUGCUCACGGCCUCGAAGCCCACGAAGUCACGGCCGGGCAAAUGGAUGCCAAGGGCAGUCACUGCAGUGUCACACAAACGGACGGAGAGGGGGAGAUCAGAUCAGCAGGUGGUUGACGGUCGAUGUGUUGUUGCGUGUGUGUCUUAGCUACCAAGCCAUCCGACGACGGCGAGCAUGGCGACUCUGCCGUUUUUGAGCUCAGCAGCCCGCAUCCACUCCAGGUUCAGCUGGUCGGACAACAGAAACGGAUCUGACAUACCAAACACACACACACUCAGUUCACACAGUGAGUGUCAUAGCAAAAGGCAAUCUUCUCACCGAAGCCGACAUCUCCCGCCAUGCUCUUGUCAAGCUUGGACGGCCUGAUGGAUGGAUGGAUGGAUCAGUGAGUGAGAAGGCAACACACCAGCGAUGGAAGCACCAGACGAACAAGAUCUCACUCAGUGUGUGUCAUUGUGACCUCAUGAGGAAUGGGAGUGACUGGCUCAUCUCUGCCUGCAUCCUGACAUCGCUCCUGGGCGCCGCUGCAGUGCGUCGGAGGGAAGGCAGGGACCCUGCUGACGGCACGAAGGCCUCGCCCGCAGACGCACAAGAGAUCAGGGCAGCGACCACAACCGCAACGAGCGCCAUAUCCACAACAGCAGAGCAGAGAAUCACCAGGAGAUCUGUCGGCUCUGUUUACG